AUGGCUAAGAAAGGAGGCGAAAACUCAAAGAAGGCCGCAGGAAACGCCAGAAAGGCCGAAAACGCCAACAAAAAAAAACAGGCCGCCAUGGAGGCCGCUGAGGCAGAGGAGGCUGCACAAUGGGAGGAUGGAGCCAAGAAGGGCAACAAGAAGAAAGAAGAAGAGAGAUUGAAAAAAGAAGAAGCCGCCAGAAAGAAAGCCGAGCGUGAUGCUCUUCUAGCCGCAGAGGAGUCGGUGUUGCCCACCAAGGGCCAGAAGGAUAAGCAAAGAGGUGCUGCCAAGGUUGCCGCUAGAAGAACAGGCAAGAUCGACGAUUUCCUCGACUUCAACAGCGACAAGCCCGAGUUGAGCGCCUCUGGUAUCGACAAUGCGUUGGAGGCGUUGUCAUUGACAGGGAAAGACGGCGGUGUUGCCGCCAAGGAUAUCGAGAGACACCCAGAGAGAAGAGUGAAGGCUGCAUACGCAGCGUACGAGGAAAGAAGGUUGCCUGAGAUCAAGAAGGAAAACCCUGGGUUGCGUCAGCAGCAGAUGAAGCAGAUCAUUUUCAAGGAGUUCCAGAAGUCGCCUGAGAACCCUAUGAACCAGGCCAGCAAUGUUCUGUACAAUGCCACGGUUGAUGAUGUGGCGGCGAAGAAGAAGGAGUUGCGGAGCCAGAAGGAAAAGAAGUUUACUUAG
Molecule: messenger RNA, 675 nt
Organism: Candidozyma auris
Lineage: Eukaryota; Fungi; Ascomycota; Pichiomycetes; Serinales; Metschnikowiaceae
Exons: 1
Coding region: 1-675 (224 amino acids)
Biological process (GO): transcription by RNA polymerase II
Cellular component (GO): nucleus
Molecular function (GO): transcription coactivator activity
Source: RefSeq, a predicted model, not a curated record